CAGAUCCCUCCCAACAUCAUCGAUUGGAUCAAGACGCAGCACUUGUUCUGGGUCGCCACGGCCCCGCUCAGCGCAGACGGACACAUCAACAUCUCGCCUAAAGGCCUCCGGGGCACGUUCCACAUCGCGAACCCGAACCAGGUCUGGUACGAGGACAUCACAGGGAGCGGUGCGCGCACGAUCUCGCAUGUGCGCGAGAACGGCCGCAUCGUGGUCCAGUUCAACGCGUUCGACGGCCCGCCGCGCAUCGUGAGGCUCUGGGGCAAAGAAGGCACGGUACACGAGUUCGGCACGCCCGAGUUCGAGCGCUACCUCCCGGCCGAAGAGCGCCACCCAGGCGCGCGCAGCGCGAUCGUCAUCGACGUGCACAAGGUCUCCUCGGUGCAGCCGAGGCGCCCCCGAACGCUGCAGUCGUGCGGCUACGGCGUGCCGUACUACGAGUUCGCGGGUCAGCGGGAGACGCUCACGAACUGGACUGGGGGGCUCGAACGGCGCGAGCAGGAGCACGCGGCAGCGGUAGUGGUGGACGGCGACGGCGAAGCGAUGCCGUCGCACGCGGAGAAGGGGCUCAUCGCGUAUUGGUUGAAUACGAACAUGAAGAGCAUCGACGGGUUGCCGGGCAUGCAGAGCGCGCACCGGAGCGGGAAGGUGCCG
This is a messenger RNA of Heterobasidion irregulare TC 32-1, 654 nucleotides long. RefSeq lists its product as uncharacterized. The transcript is spliced from 4 exons. The annotation marks the transcript as partial. NCBI's taxonomy places the organism in Eukaryota, Fungi, Basidiomycota, Agaricomycetes, Russulales, Bondarzewiaceae. The record is from RefSeq and is a predicted model, not a curated record.